This is a messenger RNA of Trypanosoma conorhini, 1587 nucleotides long. RefSeq names its product putative choline dehydrogenase. The record is from RefSeq and is a predicted model, not a curated record. Gene Ontology annotation, molecular function: oxidoreductase activity, acting on CH-OH group of donors; flavin adenine dinucleotide binding. The coding region runs from base 1 to 1587 and encodes 528 amino acids. The transcript has a single exon. Lineage: Eukaryota; Euglenozoa; Kinetoplastea; Trypanosomatida; Trypanosomatidae.
AUGUAUCGGACUGCUCCGUUGCGAGGUGCGAAGUACAAUGUCGCCGUGGUGGGCGGCGGCCUCACCGGUUGUCUCGUCGCCGGCCGCCUUGCGAUGGGAAACGUGACGACCGCCCUCGUUGAAGAGGGCGACGAUAUCCGAAGGAAGCCGCGCUGGUACCGAAGCGUUCCCUCCAGUCUCCUCAUCCACCGGUUUGCGAGGCGCAACUACGAGAGCUUUGAAAAUGUGACGACGCCCCAAAAGACGCACAAGGCAGCGGACGCGCCGGUGCCCGUGACGAUUCCCACCCCACGCGUACUCGGCGGGGGCGGCAUUAUGGGCGGCCGCUCGUGGAACUUGGGCGAUCAGGAGGACUGGGAGGGCGCCGGGUGGAGCUUCCGCGAGGAGUUGCUCCCGCGGGUGCAGCGGCUCGAGAGCUUGGAGGAUUCCCCACCCCACCGUGGGCGCCGCGGCAAAUUUUUCAUUUCACGCUCCGAGGCGCUCUCGCCUUUUUUCAAGUCCUUCUGUGAGGCGAUGUCGAAGGACACGGCCCUGACCGCCGACUUUAAUAGGAAGGAGUACCACGUCCGCCCCGGCUGCGGGCGCGCUGAGACGUUUGUGGACCAGCGAACAGGAGUUGCCCACACCACGCUGCAGAGCUACUUGUUAGACGCCAUCGCCCUUAAGCGGCCGCUGGACGUCGUCUGCAACGCGCGGGUCAUUGGCAUCAACGCAAAGGAAGGCGACAAAACUACCAGCGCCGGUGUUUCCUAUGUUUUGUCCAACGGCAAGACCGAAAGCGUUGACGCCGACGCGGUGAUUUUAUGUGCUGGAGGGAUUGGGACACCCCGCUUGCUUGCCUCCUCGCAGGGAACACUUUCGAUCGACCCCGCCGUGGGCACGAAUUUCUGGGAUACGCCGCAAGUCAAGAUGCAGUUUCGAACCCGCAUUCAGCUGAGCCACAACUGUUUCAUGGAACCCCUUGUACAGAUGUGUGUGGGGCUAAAUCUUAUGUACGGCAAGCCGCUCCACGCGCUGUGUUCCGCGUACGAUGACAUGAUAUGCUAUUGGUCUAGCACCGGUGAUCAGUGCCCGGACGUGAAAUUUAUUUUCCAGCCCUUCACGAUGAACAACGACGGCACCAUCCCGGUGGGAGGGUCGCAUGGGGUGCAAAUUAUUGCGCAGCUGGUGCGCCCCAAGAGCCGUGGUUGCAUCCGUGCCGAUGGAACGAUUGAUCCACAGUAUCUGACGCACCCGGAUGACGAACGGGCCCUUCACAAGGCGGUGGCGCGUAUAAAGGAGCUGACCACGAUGCUUCCACUCUCAAACAUUUUUUCUGACAUGAUUGCUGAACGCUUUGAGUCCGCCAGCAUCUACGGCGGGGCGUCAUUCCCCGUCUUGGACCCUGCCACAUUUCGGGUGAAAAACACCAGCAAUGUCUACGUCUGCGACGAGAGUCUCCUGCGUUCCCCGCUAGUGGGCGAUUCACUGCCGUACAUGCUGGCGCUUGGAGAGAAGUUUGCCGACGAGUUCCUGCACAAGCCUGAGAUGCGCGGCAAGAAAGAGGAGGAGGAUAAGGGAAUGAACAAGGCGCGGAUUAUUUAUUGA